AAUUUCAAAUGUCAAAAAUCAAAAUCAAACUCGUCAGCUGAUAUUGAAUUAUUGUUGUUGUUAAUAUAUAUUUUGUGUGGCGGUUUGCCUUAAUAUUAAAUGUAAUGGACUUCCCAAAAUUAAGCGUUUGUAUAGCGAAAUAUUGAAUUGUUGAAUGCUGUAACUGUAUAGUCAACAUUAUUUUAGGUUAUGCUACAGUAGCAGCUUUUAACUGCAAUUGAUCUAUGAAACAAUGACUAUUUAUAAAAAAAUACAUCCUUUACCAAAAAUAUAUCUAGGCAGAUAUAUUUGGCAGACAAACAAAAGGUUUGCCAGCAGCCGGAAUAUUCUAAAACUUAGCGAAAGAGGAAUGUACCAGGACUUGUUUCCUAAUACAUCAGCGAAUGAAAUAAUUAACUUAUUGAACAAAUCACCACAAUGUGUGUAUGCAGGAUUUGAUCCUACGGCUGACAGCCUGCAUGUGGGGAACCUACUUGUUAUAAUUAACCUUUUACACUGGCAGAGAGGUGGUCACAAUGUCCUAGCUUUGUUAGGAGGUGCCACAGGCUACAUUGGUGAUCCCAGUGGUAGAAAUACAGAUAGGGUGGCGUUGCCUCAGGAUGUCAUUAAAAAUAACAUAAAUUGCAUACAGAAUAAUCUUGAGCAAGUGUUUGAAAAUCACAAAAAAUAUAUAUGGUCAGAGGAUGAAAACAAGCUAAAACCAUUAAAGAUUUUAAAUAACGAAACAUGGUAUAGAGAUAUAGAUUCAAUAAAGUUUGUCAGUGAAAUUGGAAGAAACUUCAGAAUGGGCACUAUGUUGUUAAAACAAACUGUACAGAACAGAAUAAAAUCAGACAUUGGCAUGAGUUUCACUGAGUUUGCAUAUCAAAUAUUCCAAGCUUACGACUGGUUGCAUCUGUUGAAAGAAUAUGACUGUAGGUUUCAGAUAGGUGGAAGCGAUCAAAUGGGUAACAUAAGUGCUGGACAUGAACUGAUCAGUAGGACUGCAAAACAAAGCGUAUAUGGUCUAACAUUACCAUUAGUGACAACAGAAGAAGGUGACAAGCUCGGCAAAUCAGCAGGCAACGCUAUAUGGUUAGACAGCACAAAAACAAGUCCGUACAGUCUGUAUCAAUAUUUCAUCAGAACAAAAGACUCGGAUGUAGAGAAGUUGCUCAAGCUAUUCACAUUCUACAGUUUGGGGGAAAUAAAGGAUAUAAUGUAUAAACAUAAACUGCAUCCAGAUCAGAGGUAUCCGCAGCAGUGUUUGGCUGAACAGUUAACCACCUUGGUUCAUGGAGCGGAAGGUUUAUCCAUGGCGUUGAAAGCAACCGAAGCUAUAUACAGCAAAGACGUGAAGUCACUAGUGUCGUUGACUCAGAGCGACCUGCAGCAAGUCUUCGAGGGAGCCAGCAUUGUCAACUUGUUGCUGUCGCCCGGUAUCACGGUGUUAGAGCUGGGCUUGAGAGCGAAAUGCUUCCCUACAGAAAGUGACGCUAUGAGAAUCAUACAAGCUGGAGGUUUUUACAUUAACCACCAAAGGAUCAAGAAAAUAGACGAAGUUAUCACAGAAUCUGCACACAUACUGCCCAAUCUAAUUUCGCUUUUGAGAGUUGGCAAACGCAACUAUUAUAUCGUAAAAUGGCAAACAUAAUUACUAUUUAAAAUCCACCAAUCUAUGUUGAAACAGUGUUGUGGGUUUAAGAGGUGCCCUCACUUGGGAGCUCAGACCAAUUACCUUCUACUGGACUUCAUCAUGAUGAAUGAAUGAAUGAAUGAAAUAUACUUUAUUGUACACCAAAAAUAAUAAUAACAGGCAAGAAAUUAACUUAAAAACUAAUGUACAAUUGGCUCAUGAUCUUCAUUAUCAGCCGAUGGACGUCCACUGCUGGACAUUGGUCUCUUGCAUGGACUUCCAAACAAAACGGUCUCGAGCCGCCAGCAUCCAGCGGCUCUCUACAACCCGCUUCAUGUCAUCGGUCCACCUAGUGGGUGGUCGACAAACACUGCGCUUUCCGGUACGGGGUCGCCAUUCCAGCACCUUGGGACCCCAACGUCCAUCGGCUCUUCGAUACUGGACUAGUAUCACACUCAAACUAACCAAAAAUAUUGUGUCGUUUUUUUGAGGUGGUUUGAGGUUUUGACGAAAUAAACUCACACAUCGAAAAUAUUUAACACUAAUAAAUAUAUCUUGUCUUUACACUACACAUAACUGUAAAUUAUAAAUCGUACACACACGUGUAAUUUUAACACAAUGAAACAUCGAUUAUAUAGACUUGUUUAUAUAGAUUGUAUGAACAAGUUGUUAGAUCAUGGCCUAUAUAGUUUUGACAGAGAGGUAACCUCAUAUUAGUACAUUAUGACAUAAGUGCGGAAUGUUGAAAAUUACAGCCGAGGCGAUAUUGCAGCUCGAGCCGCAAGGCGAGAGCUAUAGUAAGGAAGCAGAGGCUGUAAUUAUCUAAGCUCACGUAUGUCAUACGUUUUAUAACACAUUUGCGACUAAACACAUUUUCUGAAUAUGAAUUUGCAUCUUUGCCUGUUUUCCAUAAGAUGACAUUUUGAUACGCUUGUCACUUUUGCUAAGAUAGCGAAGGUUUUUUUUUAGAAAAAUUCGCCAAAAACAGCCGGUAUUACUAAAAAGUAAAUUAAUAUUUUUGUGUUCCUGUUAAUUAUAAAUGGUUGUCAUUUAUUAUUAAAACGAAACAAUAAAUGUUUAUUAACUAUAUUUCAUCUCACAAAGUUAAUUCUUAAAUGGUGAGCACUUUUCUGACAUAAUAACUCUUUGUUAAGAUUUAAAAAAGUACCGUUCGUUUUUAGACGGAUGAUAAAGGUUUUAUAUUACAUUACGGCACAUGUGCGUAAAUAGAUACAUUACGAUAUUGAAAUUGGUGAUAUAAGAGACACUUUACGAGCAAAUGUUGUUAUAAAACAUAUUUACUCAGGAGGUACCUAACUUCUAGCGAGGCAAGUCAUAUAGAAGGUAGUUUGUCUGAGCUUGGGAGAGAUGCCAUUGUGUUUUGCAAAUAAAAUAAAAUACAAUAUAAAU
Bicyclus anynana (squinting bush brown) is the source of this 3025-nucleotide messenger RNA. RefSeq names its product tyrosine--tRNA ligase, mitochondrial (gene TyrRS-m). Gene Ontology annotation, biological process: tyrosyl-tRNA aminoacylation. Gene Ontology annotation, cellular component: mitochondrion; cytosol. The transcript has 8 exons. Gene Ontology annotation, molecular function: ATP binding; tyrosine-tRNA ligase activity; RNA binding. Bases 233 to 1633 code for a protein of 466 amino acids. Lineage: Eukaryota; Metazoa; Arthropoda; Insecta; Lepidoptera; Nymphalidae. The record is from RefSeq and is a predicted model, not a curated record.